This is a messenger RNA of Trypanosoma cruzi, 1143 nucleotides long. RefSeq lists its product as uncharacterized. The record is from RefSeq and is a predicted model, not a curated record. The transcript has a single exon. The coding region runs from base 1 to 1143 and encodes 380 amino acids. NCBI's taxonomy places the organism in Eukaryota, Euglenozoa, Kinetoplastea, Trypanosomatida, Trypanosomatidae.
AUGACGCGUUUGAUUAAUUACUUUUUAGGCCUUUUAUUUGUCGUGUUCUUUUUUCUGCCCUGCAGGGCUUAUGCAGGGGAAGAGGUAUUGGCGCCAAUGUGUACUGAGGUCAUAGGCUUUGCUGGGGAGUACAACAGUCACAUUCGCAUUGGAGUUCCAGUGUCUCCAGCGGAGAAUGAGGCUAUCGUACUUGUUCUACGGGCCUUUCCGCUGAACUUGGGUGAACUCUCUCAGCGGUGGAUACAAAUGAACGUUACGUACCGUCUGCGUGAGGGUUCUACGGUCUUUUUGCAGUCUGACAAUGAUGGCAUCGCGGUGAUUCAAAACGUGGAGGCGGGCACAAACAUGGACAUCGAGGUCAAGCGUGUGCGGAAGGAUGGCCCUGUGCCGUUCCGUUUUUGGAGUUUUCACGCGAAUCGUCCGUCUUGUCAUAUUGAUGUGUCACCUACCAAUUCAUUUUUGGCCCCUAUUCCUGCUCGUUUUGGAAAGGUGGCUACCCCUGUGAGAGUGUACUUCAAGAGCAUAGCACCGCAGGGAGCCAAGGGAUUUAUUUUGGAUAUUACUUACGGCUUUUUCUCGACAUCGCCUGUGAAAUACGAGGUGAUGCAAUCACCAACAAGUGCAGCUGGUCUGACGCGGACAAGUGGGGAGGUGGUUCCGUGGAGCGAGGGCGUGGCUUACAUGACAUUUUCACCUUCAAUCUCAACGGAAACCUUGCAACUGCUUCAAGUGAAGAUUCUGUGGGUCGAUGACAUCACCGCCGCUGGUGGUACCGCGGAGGGUGUAGAUCCUGCAGUGCCACCGGAGGAAUUUGCAAAGAAAAACGCAACGCCGUCAGAAGUUACAAGCAAGGAGCCAUCUUCGCAGCAAUCCAAGGCUGGAGAUAAGAAGAGAGGGUCCGUGCUUGGUUUAUUAUUUAUACUUCUGUUUUCUCUCGCUGUAUUUAUGCUUGUCAUGUCAUUCGUCAACUAUCGGCUGAAAGGCGCAACUGAGUUCCCGGAGAUGAUCCCUUUUGUGGGGGUUUUUAGGUCAUGUGGACAGUACGUGUCGCUAGCGACGGAAGCAUUUAUGCGGGGCAGAGGUAAUCAUCGUGGUGGGUAUUCCGAUUUGAGCCACGAGGCGGUGAGCACGGACCGCAUCUAA